Molecule: messenger RNA, 2401 nt
Organism: Trichobilharzia szidati
Lineage: Eukaryota; Metazoa; Platyhelminthes; Trematoda; Strigeidida; Schistosomatidae
Source: the annotation of a GenBank genome assembly
CAGUAGCCAUAUCUCAAGCGUAGAGUCUAACGAAAAGAACUGCUCUGUAACACAUAUGCCUGAUACCUGAGUAUUUUGUAAUAAUACGUGAGUUGGUGUAUGCGAAGGUAUUGGUUUGUAAUACUGUUUAGAUUUUUGCGGUAACGAGUCCAUGGCUCUGCUGAUAGUAAAUUUUCAAAACCAGACAAUGAGAAAACUAAGACAGAACUGAUGAAACAGCAACUGACAGAUGUCCUUAGGAGAAUGCAGAGCGACUGCCUCAUGACUGACAACCUAGUUGAACGCCUGAGACCAACAGGAUCAAUUAUCCCUCUACUCUACGGUCUACCAAAGGUGCACAAAGCAGGUGUGCCACUUCAACCAAUUUUAGACAUGGUGGGAUCACCAUACGAUCCGAUUGCCAAAUGGCUGUCCGAAAUGCUAGAGACUGUGAGAUAACAACUCUGUAAGUACUCUCUCCGAGAUACUUUUGAGUUUAUUGAAUGCAUAAAAGACUUGAAUGUAAAUGGCAAACGAAUGUUAUCACUGGACGUAGAAUCUCUAUUUACGAAUGUGCCUCUCACAGACACAAUUUGUUUCCUUUGCAAAUAUAUAAAUGACAAGAAUCUGAUCAUCGGAAUACCAACCUCAUAUCUGAAAGAUAUUUUCGCUGAACCUCUUGUUCUUUUCCCUCUCAAAUUUAAGCGAGAGACGAUGGUGUUGGUUUUGAUGUGAUUAAAGGAGGUUGACUGUGAAAUGUCUCUCACAAACCAAAUGGAAGCUUCAGCAGAGUAAUUUCGUAGUGCUAUAUCAUGGCUUGUGUUCUUGUGCAUGCGGGUGCAGGGAACCACUCAAAAUUUAACGAAGAGAAAUAUAACGAAUUAUGUUAUGAAGCCUGUUUACAUGCCUCUGAUCUGAUGUGUUUUGAAAAUAAGAACGCUGUGGAUGCUGUAGAGACUGCCGUUGCCUAUUUAGAAGACUGUUCAUUAACCAAUGCGGGGCUUGGAAGUAAUUUAACUAUAAAUGGGUUUGUCGAGUGUGAUGCAGGCAUAAUGACUAGUUCUACCCAUCAGUUUGCUGGGGUCGGAGCCGUCCGAAAUGUGAGAAAUCCUGUAAAAAUCGCAAGACUUCUCCUACAGACGCAGAUUGACCAGCCUUUGGGUGAAUGUGGACGAGUCCAGCCAUGUUUACUUGUUGGUGAUGGGGUUCGUGCCUGGGCAGCUACAAAAGGACAUUUUAUUGAUACAUGUGAUCUUACCACUAGAGCUUCACAAUUAUCGUGGGAAAAAUACAGAAGUUGGUUACAUGAUGAUGACAAAACGAAUGGGAAUGCGAGUAUUACCGAUUGUAUGCCUGGGUGUAGUUAUUCCAGUGAAGAAAAGAAAUCCAGUUUUGACACCGUCGGCGCUGUAUGCGUGGACUUGGAAGGUAACAUUGCCUCUGCGGCGUCAAGCGGUGGCAUUGCAAUAAAAUACGAGGGUCGUAUUGGACAAGCAUGUACAUACGGUUGUGGUUGCUGGGCAGAGGAACUCAGUUUGUAUUCGCGAAUCGGUACCGUCACUUCUGGUACAGGUGAACAGUUAGUAAAGACCCAGCUCGCUCAGCGUUGUGCCGAACGAUUCAGCGGUUCGUCAAUCUCUGUUCCCGAAGUAGUCAAGUCAUCUCUGAUUGAUGGUUUUCUAAAUUCAAAAUAUCUUUCAUUAGACAGGGAAAAGUGGGCUGGAAUAGCUGGUGUAUAUUACAACUUCGAAUGUACAAACCGUCCGGUUGUGGAUAUAUUUGUUGCACACUCAACAACAUCAAUGAGCGUCGGCCAUUAUGUGCCUAGUGUUAUGAGAGAACCAGCCGCUCGAAUAACACGAAAACAAACUGACGAACCCAUAUACUUAGAGGUCUCGUCGUACUGCUUACAAUAAAUUGGGCGAUAAGUUUCAAAUCUUCUCUUGUCUCUGACCUUCAACUUCUGAAAUCUACUAAUGACUGACGUAACUCCAUUAUACUUAUAUCAAUAAUGACUGAUGUAUUAGAACUGUUGAUUCGAUGUUAGCUAACUGACGAUUUCCAAUCUCGGUUAUAGCUUGAAAUUACAAAUAUCUUUCGCGAGCUUUCUAUCACAUAUGCAUUGUGGUGUACGUUAAAAUAAUCAGGACACGACAUGACAUGGUAAAACAUUUCUAUCAGUUCCCUGUUAUUAUAGUAUGCAAUGGAUACUCCCCAAAAAACAGCGUCUAUGGAUGGGAUAAUAAAGAAAAGUGAGUCUUAUCCGCAUGGUUGCAGACUCCAAUUUCAAUACCGUGUAACAUUUCUGCGUAAAGCAUUCAGAGAAAGUGGGAUAUUUUGAUAAUAUUGUGAUGACAUAAAUUUACUUUUUGAAUUUGUUGUGUGUCAUUUCUGUUGUAUAGAAUUGUUAGCAAAUUAAAGC